AUGCCACCGCUCGACCUCGACCCCAGCACAGAAGCCACUUGCACAACCUGCGAUUUCGCCGAAGACCUCUCAAACUAUUGGACCGCGAAUCUCUACUUCAAAGCGCGUAACGGCACCUUCCAACGCGUCCCACAGAUGGUCAACUUGGGUCUACAGGGUAGAGAAGGCGUUACAGUGUACUACAUCCCGCCAUACGAUGGAAAGAGUACCGUGACCGCGUUUCCCAAGGGUUUCAGGAUGUUGGUCGGUGAUCCAGGCUUGAGGGCUAAGGAGGGCCAGCAGAAGCAGCUUUGCCAUCGCUGUUUCACGAACAAACAGCAAGAUCCGUUUGGAGGGGCGCCAUGUAUUGGGGAAUUCGACACAGCGAGCUUGCCACCGGGCAUGUGUGGGGGUGGAAUCAGGACGACUAUUACGUUCCCAACGUGCUGGGAUGGCAAGAACAUCGAUUCUCCGAACCACAAAGAUCACGUCGCGUACCCUACAUCUGGCUCCUUCGAAUCUGGCGGUCCUUGUCCAUCGACUCAUCCAGUGAAGAUGCCUCAACUCAUGUACGAGGUCAUGUGGGAUACUACGCCUUUCAAUGACGCGGCUCUCUGGCCUGGGGAUGGGUCGCAGCCGUUUGUUUACAGCAUGGGCGAUGCGACUGGCUACGGUCAGCACGGUGAUUAUGUCUUUGGCUGGAAGGACGGUGCGCUGCAGAAAGCGAUGGAUCAACGCUGCUUCGGAAACACGUGUACAGGGUUAACGACACAAGCUGCCGAUGUGUCGACCAAGUGCGGGGUACCACAGGCUGUGAAGGAGCCGGUUGAAGGCUGGCUUGAGAAGUUGCCAGGUGGCCCAGCCGUGACCUACGAGUGA
This is a messenger RNA of Alternaria rosae, 858 nucleotides long. RefSeq lists its product as uncharacterized. The record is from RefSeq and is a predicted model, not a curated record. NCBI's taxonomy places the organism in Eukaryota, Fungi, Ascomycota, Dothideomycetes, Pleosporales, Pleosporaceae. Bases 1 to 858 code for a protein of 285 amino acids. The transcript has 3 exons.